CAGAUUUUCGUUCUAGCUUUUAAUUCCUAAACGAAUUGAGAGAUCUAGAGAGAUAAUGGCCAGCUUGGAGCAGCAACGCGAGGAGGCUGAUGUGACGACCAGGCCACCAUCAUGGGGCAGAGGGAGCAACCGCAUAGUGGCUCUCAACGUGGAAGGACUCAGCCCGCCGACGUCCUUCACCAGUAACAACAGCAGCAAACGCUUCGAUGGUCACGACCAAGAAAACCCAAAUGAUCAGAAACCUGGAUGGAGAAACUUCUUGUCCCAUGUAGGCCCUGGUUUUCUUGUCUCCAUGGCUUAUAUAGAUCCUGGCAAUAUGGAAACCGCUUUGCAAGGCGGAGGUAGCUACGGAUACGAGUUAUUGUGGGUGGUUCUGAUUGGAAUGAUCUAUGUUCUUAUAAUCCAAUCUCUUUCUGCUAAUCUAGGUGUAUGCACAGGCAAACAUCUCGCUGAGGUAUGUAGAAUUGAGUAUCCAAAAUAUGUGAGGUAUUGCCUGUGGCUGCUAGCAGAGGUUGCCGCCAUAGCUACUGAUAUACCCGAAGUAAUUGGAACAGCCUUUGCUUUGAACAUUCUGUUCAAACUCAAAAUAUGGAUUGGAGUCCUCUGCACAGGCUUCAGCACUCUCUUGCUUCUUGGUCUACAAAGAUACGGGGUAAGGAAGCUGGAAGCUUUCAUAGCAAUGCUCAUAUUUAUAAUGGGUGGAUGUUUCUUUGGAGAAAUGAGUUAUGCGAAGCCCCCAACAGAUGCUCUGUUGAAGGGAAUGUUCGUGCCAAAGCUCAGCGGCCAAGGAGCUACGGGCGCUGCCAUUGCGCUCAUGGGUGCCAUUGUUUCGCCGGUCAACCUGUUUCUUCAUUCUGCUCUUGUACUUUCCAGAAAAACACCCAAUUCUAUUCGAGGUGUCAAUGCUGCAUGCCGAUAUUUUCUUAUAGAGACUGGAGUUGCGUUGUUUGUUGCAUUUCUUAUCAACGUGGCAAUGGUAUCUGUAUCUGGCACUAUUUGCUCUGAUCCAAGCCUGUCCCAAGACGACCAGGAUAAAUGCAACAAUCUUACCCUUGAUUCUGCUUCCUUCCUCCUAAAGAAUGUAUUGGGAAAGUCUAGCUCCAUCAUCUAUGCCAUUGCCCUUCUUGCCUCAGGACAAAGCUCCUCAAUCACAGGAACCUAUGCGGGGCAAUUCGCAAUGCAGGGGUUCCUAAAUCUUAAGAUGAAGGGGUGGAAGAGAAACCUGUUGACAAGGAGCAUUGCCAUUGUACCAAGUAUUUUAGCCGCCACCAUUGGUGGAGCUCAAGCAGCAGGCGAAUUGAUCAUCAUUGCUUCGAUGAUAUUGGCCUUUGCACUCCCUUUUAUUCUUAUCCCACUUCUAAAAUUUAGCUACAGUGACAACAAGAUGGGGCCACACAAGAAUUCACUAAUUAUCAUUGCAAUAUCAUGGAUACUAAGCUUCGGAAUCAUUGGCAUCAAUGUGUAUUAUCUGAGCACAGGCUUUGUCCGUUGGUUGAUUCACAACCAUUUACACAUGGUUGGAAAGGUGUUCAUAGGAGUCCUUGUUUUCCCUCUCAUGGCAAUCUACAUCCUUAGUGUCAUCUAUUUGACCUUUCGAAAGGACACCGUAGUUACACAUAUGGAACCUACAAAGCCAGAUCAAAUGGAGAGUGGAACCGACCAAAUAGACCAUGAUACUAUCCCAUACAGAGAGGAUUUGGCUCAGAUUCCACUGCCAGAAUAGCUGCAGGCUCUCGCUCGCUAUACUACACAACCCUUUGCUGCUUUGCAAGAGGUAUUUUCCUUGCAUCUCUAAAAUAGAUAAAAGCUGUUAUAUAUGGAGAAGGAAAUAAUGUAAAUAGAGACCCAGCUAUGUGUGAGUUUAUCUAGUUUUGAUGAUUUAAAGAUAUAUAGUUACAGUUGCACAGAUCACUACGAUAUAUACCUCUAAUCUGUACCAAAUAAAAAUACAAUACCUCU
Rubroshorea leprosula is the source of this 1959-nucleotide messenger RNA. Lineage: Eukaryota; Viridiplantae; Streptophyta; Magnoliopsida; Malvales; Dipterocarpaceae. The record is from the annotation of a GenBank genome assembly.